AUGUUUUCAUUUCUCUGGAGAUUGUUACGUGGUGUUGUGGGCGGGGAACUGUGUUACUAUAGGUUACGUGGUGUUGUGGGCGGGAACUGUGUUACUAUAGGUUACGGUGGUGUUGUGGGCGGGAACUGUGUUACUAUAGGUUACGGUGGUGUUGUGGGCGGGAACUGUGUUACUAUAGGUUACAGUGGCGUUGUGGGCGGGAACUGUGUUACUAUAGGUUACGGUGGUGUUGUGGGCGGGAACUGUGUUACUAUAGGUUACAGUGGCGUUGUGGGCGGGAACUGUGUUACUAUAGGUUACGGUGGUGUUGUGGGCGGGAACUGUGUUACUAUAGGUUACGGUGGUGUUGUGGGCGGGAACUGUGUUACUAUAGGUUACAGUGGCAUCGUGGGCGGGAACUGUGUUACUAUAGGUUACAGUGGCAUCGUGGGCGGGAACUGUGUUACUAUAGGUUACGGUGGUGUUGUGGGCGGGAACUGUGUUACUAUAGGUUACGGUGGUGUUGUGGGCGGGAACUGUGUUACUAUAGGUUACGGUGGCAUCGUGGGCGGGAACUGUGUUACUAUAGGUUACCGUGGUGUUGUGGGCGGGAACUGUGUUACUAUAGGUUACAGUGGCAUCGUGGGCGGGAACUGUGUUACUAUAGGUUACGGUGGCAUUGUGGGCGGGAACUGUGUUACUAUAGGUUACAGUGGCAUCGUGGGCGGGAACUGUUACGGCGGCAUUGUGGGCGGGAACUGUGUUACUAUAGGUUACCGUGGUGUUGUGGGCGGGAACUGUGUUACUAUAGGUUACGGUGGCAUUGUGGGCGGGAACUGUGUUACUAUAGGUUACGGUGGCAUCGUGGGCGGGAACUGUGUUACUAUAGGUUACAGUGGCAUUGUGGGCGGGAACUGUGUUACUAUAGGUUACGGUGGCAUCGUGGGCAGGAACUGUGUUACUAUAGGUUACGGUGGCAUUGUGGGCGGGAACUGUGUUACUAUAGGUUACAGUGGCAUCAUGGGCGGGAACUGUGUUACUAUAGGUUACAGUGGCAUCGUGGGUGGGAACUGUGUUACUAUAGGUUACGGCGGCAUUGUGGGCGGGAACUGUGUUACUAUAGGUUACAGUGGUGUUGUGGGCGGGAACUGUGUUACUAUAGGUUACGGUGGCAUCGUGGGUGGGAACUGUGUUACUAUAGGUUACAGUGGCAUUGUGGGAGGGAACUGUGUUACUAUAGGUUACCGUGGCAUUGUGGGCGGGAACUGCAUUCUGAAAAGUUUAAAGCUCAAAUAUUAA
Messenger RNA from Pangasianodon hypophthalmus (striped catfish), 1278 nucleotides. Its product is annotated as loricrin. The transcript has 6 exons. The record is from RefSeq and is a predicted model, not a curated record. NCBI's taxonomy places the organism in Eukaryota, Metazoa, Chordata, Actinopteri, Siluriformes, Pangasiidae. The coding region runs from base 1 to 1278 and encodes 425 amino acids.